AUGGAGUCUCUACCGGUCGAGGUUUUUUGGGCUAUUGCAGAUUGGUUACCUCCACAAGCGGUUCGCUCUCUAAGCCAGGUGUCCUCGAGGCUUCAUUCAUUGUUUAUCCCGCUGCUUUACCGUACAGUCAAGUUUCGUGCGGCAAGCGAAUUCGCGCUCAAUGUCAUCGAUAUUGAUACUUUCUUUCAUCUACAUCGAUUCUCCCAAGAUUCCUGCUAUCUUCAAUAUGUACGAGAAUUGAGUAUUCAUGCGCCCAUUGUGCUUUCUCGAUUCAACCGCUGCGCAUACUUCAAUGUUUUUCGUUCUUCCGCAAACGUGAAUAGCGUCAGCACCCUGGGGACCCUGGGGACUUCCAACGAGGGCAAAGCGCAUGAACAGUUUUUGGAUGACAUAUCGCGUCAGCUGCAAUUAGUACAAGCUCGCCUGAAGACAAAUCAUCUCCGUUCGCUGCAGCUUAGGUGGAGGUUAGGCGCCUGCGUCCCUCCUGGUUUUUUGGAUUCGGGUGGCUACAUUGACAGACAUCAGAAGGGCCUUCAUCAUAUUUCUUUGGCUACAGACGGCUCUUGCCCCCACUCAGGGAACUGUUUGGGUGGUCUAUGUGGGUUAUCGAGUCUCAAGUCUCUGGAAUGGGAAGGGAUCCAGCAACAUGUUGAGGUUGACAUUUUGCGGUCGUGCAUUCUUAGGAAUCGGGCACAACUCGUCGCUUUAUCCAUUGGCUUCAUUGCUCCUGUGGCUACUGAAGACUUCUACCAAUUUAUUUUCGGAGUGACGUUGACCGAUUCUAAGCCGUGUAACGGAUCCGAUUACGCGUCAAUUCAAUUUCCCUCUCUGCGUACAUUAGCUUUAUCCAAGGCCUUCUUGCCUCGGCAGCUGAGGCCAAAGGAAGCUUCAUUCUUUAUUUCCCUCCAGUCACUCAUUUUACGGGACUGCGCAGGUCAACUUGCGUUCUUAGGCUCUUUUUCCCGCUCCCAAAUCAUCCCGCGGCUUCGACAUUUUGAGUUCUGCUCCGACGGCCUUCUCCACACCCAUAACGGAAAUCGUGAUGUGAGCCCCUUAGUGGACUUCCUACUUUCACUCGACAAUCUAAAACAUCUUCAUUUAAGGCUAUCGGCUUUUUCAAACACAUCACAGAUACAACUGGCAAUUGAAAAGCAUCGAUCGACAUUGGAGAGCUUCGCUUAUCACGAGCGUGGCCUUCUCCCUAUUGAUGAAGAAGGGUUAUUUGAAGAUAUCAGAGACAAAACACCAGAAUGGCUCUACUUGAUGCCCUGGAUUAUCAGACCUUACCAGCUAACUGCUCUAGCGUUAUGCACUGAGCCCUCUGCUCUUCGAUCCCGACUCGAGCCCAUGGCCAGAACUUCAGCCCUUCAAAUCCUACAUUUCAGGUUUAGUGGAUCUGAAAAAGCGCACCGGAACAUUCAAGCCGAAAUUCAUACCCAUCUGUCCAAAAAAUAUCAAAGUGUCUCAAAUGGAACUUCUCCAAUCGAGAGCUUUCAGCCCACAUAUUGUGGUACAAGUGCAAGAAAUCUCUCAAUCGGAUUUGAUGAUCAUUUACCUGACUCACUUGUCGAACCAAUGGAUAACUUCGGCAUAUCAAAUAGACCCUCUGCUUCAAUAUCAGAAGCAGAAGAGUUUGUGAAGUUUGCUGAUUGGGCAUUCGGGCCCAACGGUUUACCGGCCUUGCAGGUUCUAGCCUUUGGUGAUUUCUCAUUCGAAGAUCGGUACCAAAAUCAACAAUUUUCGAUGCACCGUAAAUGUGGCGACCGGAUUUGUACUGGGAAGGCCUGUCGUGACCCUUUCAGUGGCAAUACAAGGGAUCGGAACUUCUGUGUUGGCGACGUCAUGAAUCCUCCCCGCUGGGAUUUGUUUCAAGCAAACGGCUUCAAUUUUCUUUCUAUAUGCCCAGAAAGUGGAUUAAUGGACUCGCCGUACGAAUGA
Molecule: messenger RNA, 1938 nt
Organism: Penicillium cinerascens
Lineage: Eukaryota; Fungi; Ascomycota; Eurotiomycetes; Eurotiales; Aspergillaceae
Exons: 4
Coding region: 1-1938 (645 amino acids)
Molecular function (GO): protein binding
Source: RefSeq, a predicted model, not a curated record